AAAUGAGGGAGUGCAUAGGAAAAGGGCAGGAGAUUUAGAACAGGGACUGUGCUAUGUUUUAACUGAGCUGUAUGGCCAAAUGUAUGUGGACACCUGACCAUACAUUUCUCUUUACUGGAACUUAGAGACCCAAACAUUCUCCAGCUCCAUGAUGACAUGGUUUGUGAAACAACUUGAGUGUCCUGCACAAAGCAUUGACCUCAACCCCACUGAACACUUUUGGGAAGAACUGGAAUGCCGACUGCACCUAGUGGGAAACCUUGCUAGAAGAGUAGAGGUUAUUAUAACAGCAAAGAGGUGACUAAAUCUAGAAUGGGUUUUUUUUAAUAAGUCCAUAUGAGUGUGAUUGGUCAGCUGUCCACAAACCUUAGGCCAUUAGUUAAAACAUGGUUUUAAUUUAAUCUCAAUUUUGUUAUUUCCCAGUCUGCCAAUGCAGUAAGUUUGUUUCCCUUCAUUAAUCGGAAGGACAGUUUCCUUUUUAUAAAAAGUCAGAAAGGAAGGAAUGAAUGUCGUAAUGAUUUCCUCUCUAUGCAGUAAAACCCACAAGCAGGAAGGAUGCUGGCAAGGCAUGGUAUUGCCAAAGCUAUGUCUCAAAGUUCAUGCACAUUUCAAAGGUAACAAACGUAGUUUACUAAGUCGCAGCAGGUGAAGAGGCAGCAUAGAUCACUGCAGUUUGAUAGGUUGGCCCAGCACUUGUCCCUGUGGUUUUUGUUGACAUGAACACAGUAAUAUGUUGUUUUUCUUUCUGUGCCAAAUGUGUUUGACUUGGGACAAUGCCAUCCUACAAAAUUACUGGCACCUGAUGGGUAAAUAGUGUACAAUUCAAGAACAUAGUCCAAGUGCACAGUGUGUGAUUUGAGACAUGACUUAAGACUGACUACAGCUCCAGUGAAAAGAUGUUAUUAUUGACUAACCUCUGCUUAUUUUAUUUUUUUUUUAAUGCUGCCCUGGGCUUAACAGCAGGGUGUCAGGUGUAUCACUCUGCAUUAUGCAUAAUCAUCCAGUUCCUGCUGCUGAGGCUUAUGGGAAGAACCGUCACUGGUGUCCUGACCAGCUUUAUAUUCCAAAUGACAUACCUCUUGAUUGGUUAUUACUACACAGCUACAGAAGAGUAUGAUAUCAAGUGGACCAUGCCCCACUGUGUCCUCACCCUCAAACUCAUUGGUUUGUCAUUUGAUUACUAUGAUGGAGGAAAAGAUCCAUCUCGGUUGAGCACGGAGCAGAAGAACUCUGCACUUCCAAACACCCCGUCUCUCUUGGAGGUUUGCGGAUUCUCAUAUUUCUACGGUGGUUUUUUGGUAGGACCUCAGUUCACACUGCGCAACUACUUGCACCUGGUUUCCCGAGAAAUGACCGACUGUCCCGGCCAGGUGCCUAACAGUACGGUCCCUGCAUUAAAGCGCUUUUGUUUGGGUUCCUUCUUCCUGCUUAUCUUCACAAUAUUUCAGCCCUAUUACCCAGACAGCUAUUUCCUUACAGAUGAAUUUGAGGCUCAGCCAUUUUGGUACAGGUGUGUGUAUAUCCUGCUGUGGGCUAAAGUAAACCUGUACAAAUAUGUGACCUGCUGGCUAAUAACUGAGGGAGUGUGUAUCCUCUCAGGGCUCGGCUACAACGGUCAUGGUGAGGAUGGGCAGCCCAAGUGGGAUGCCUGUGCUAAUAUGAGAGUAUGGAUAUAUGAGACCACGCCGCUUUUUACCGGCACCAUCAACUCCUUUAACAUUAACACCAACGCCUGGGUGGCCAGGCACAUUUUUAAAAGACUAAAGUUUUUGGGGAAUAAGAUGGCAUCACAGAUGGCCACACUGUUUUUCCUGGCGAUCUGGCAUGGCCUGCACUCUGGUUACCUGCUCUGCUUCUCCUUGGAGUUCAUCAUCGUCAAUGUGGAGAAGCAGGCUCAGGCGAUCGUGAAGGACAGCCCCAAGUUGAUGGCCCUCGCAAACAGCCCUCUGUAUCCCCUUUUAUAUAUAGUACAGCAGUUUAUCCACUGGCUCUUCAUGGGCUACCCACUAGUAGCAUUCUGCCUCUUCACUUACGAUAAGUGGCUGAAGGUUUAUUCAUCUGUGUAUUUUUGUGGUCACCUAUUUUUCAUCAUUGCCUACCUUAUCCUACCGUUCCUCCGUAAGGCACUGGUGCCUAGGAAAGCAAAGACAGACAAAAAAGAGGACUAGAGAGAAAUGGGUUUCUUUGUCUGGUCCUCCGUAAUCUACCUGAAGGGAACUGUGACUGAUUGGAAACUAUUUUAAGGCCUUUAACUAUAUAUUAUAAAUAUUUACACACAAGCAUAAAUCUGUACAAACAUUUGUUUCCUUAUGUUAUUUUUGUUUUUUUGUUUGUUUUUUUUGAUGAAGUAGAGUCAUUAUUUCAGUUAAAGAGAAAGAGGGUAAGAGAAUGCUCUCUGAGUGGAGAACUGAGCUGUUUGUCUUUUUGUUUUUAUAUUGCUGAAAUGUGAACGGUAGUUAGGUUUUGAGGAGGCUUUUUUUUUUGUUAAGAGAUAUUAGAGAUAUGUGGAGGCUAAUUAAUAUCCAUACCCAUUUGUAUAGGAUUUUUUUCAGCCACAGUAUUGCACUCCUAGCUCUCUAGUUUGGGGCAUCUCGGUUGCACCCGCUGAUGAUGUCAUUUCCAGCAAAACCAAACAACCCAGUCUGAGAGCUGACCUAAAGGCUGUCUGCUUUUAUGGACUUUGGGUUUUUGUUUUUUUUUGGUGUUUUUCCUUUUUUUUCCACUCAUUUUCCAAAAUCUUCAGCCACUGGUCAGAUUUACACAAAACACUGUAAUAUAUAAAACACAGAAUGUGCAGUGAAACUUGGAUAUGCCUUUCCGUGUAAAUGAGUAUUAUUGUUUCAUUUCUAAUUUAACAGAUUUUUCACAAUAUUUUUAGCAAUUUUAGAAUGGGUUGAUGAUUUUGUAAUUUUGUAGCUUUUUCAAACAAAUGUAAGUCCACAACAAUGAAUGUGAUGACUUUUGUCAACUUUUUCACUCUUUCUCACAAACUUGUUUGUCCCGGUCUUUGUGUAAACUGGAACAUGAGCAAAAAAAAACCAAUUUAAACACACGCAGGAAAUCCUAUCAAAUUAUUCACACUACUUGCCAAAAUGAUCAUUUUUGUAAUACUUAAAAUCUUAAUCACUUGGCGCCAUAUUGACUAAACUACAGUGAGGGGAAUUUAUUCUGCUCUCACUGCUGACACAAAAAGCAGUGACUUCACUGUAGCUUUUGGGGAUUUUAGUAUUUAUACUUGUUCAACAUUUCACUGAUGUUGGUUCAGUUAACUAAUUUUGCCUUACUGUUACCAAAUGUACGAAAAAAACAAAUGAUUUUAAAUGAGCCAUUUCUUUUUGCAAUGGUUAUUAAAAAUGCUGGAUUUGAUCAAAAUCAGA
Molecule: messenger RNA, 3377 nt
Organism: Hemibagrus wyckioides
Lineage: Eukaryota; Metazoa; Chordata; Actinopteri; Siluriformes; Bagridae
Gene: lpcat3
Product: lysophosphatidylcholine acyltransferase 3
Exons: 12
Coding region: 897-2168 (423 amino acids)
Biological process (GO): lipid modification; phosphatidylcholine biosynthetic process
Cellular component (GO): membrane
Molecular function (GO): 1-acylglycerophosphocholine O-acyltransferase activity; lysophospholipid acyltransferase activity
Source: RefSeq, a predicted model, not a curated record